CCCCUCCCUGCCCAAAUCCGCUGGGCUACUGGAGCGUGAGGUUCCGGCCAGCCUAGGCGCAAGGGGACAGGGCUGCUGAGAACUGGCCGGAGCCCAUCAGUGGGCCGCGGGGAGGAUGAGGGAAGCCUGCCGGAUUUGUGGCCGGGAGCUCUGCGGUAACCAGAGGCGCUGGAUCUUCCACACCACGGCGAAGCAUAACUUGCAGGUUUUGCUCUCGCACGUCCUGGGCAAGGAGGUCUUUCGAGAUGGCAAAGCCGAAUUUGCCUGCAGCAAGUGCGCCUUUAUGCUGGAGCGCAUCUAUCGCUUUGAUACGGUCAUUGCCCGCAUCGAAGCGCUCUCGAUCGAGCGGCUGCAGAAGCUAUUGCUGGAGAAGGACCGCCUCAAGUUGUGCAUCGCCGGCAUGUACAAGAAGAACAACGACGACUCCGGGGUGGAUGAGGCGGGAGACGUUUCCAGUCUGCCCGAUGUGCGCUAUUCGGCUCUGCUUCAGGAAGACUUCGCUUAUUCCGGCUUCGAAUGCUGGAUAGGACCGGAAGAGCGCGUCGUGGAACCGCACACCUGCCACGCCGCCGAGAGCGCCGGCAGCCGCCCCAGGCGAUGUCGGGGUUGCGCGGUGCUGCGUGUUGCGGAUGCUGACUAUGAGGCCAUUUGCAAAAUCCCGCGAAAAGUGGCAAGGAAUGUCUCUUCUCAGUGCUCUACGAGCACUUGUAAUGAAGAGUCGCCUGUGUGUGAGUCGAUAACGGCUGACCUGUCGCCAAGCGGCAAGGCACCUCUGGAUGAAGAAAGCAUGGAAGAGGAAACUCCCGGCUCGUCCCUGGAGUCCCUGGACACGACAGUGACAGCCAGCCCUGCACAUCAGAAAGUCGAGGAAACGGACGCGGAGGCAAAGAGAAGCGGGAAGUGUGAUUGCUGCAGAGGUGCUUGCAAUUUGUCACUGCAUGGGAACAGGUUGGACAUAGCUCUUAGCCUGGUCAAGGCUUUUGAUUGCAAGCCAAUCCAGAGUCCCAGGGGGAGCAAGCUGCCUGUUCCAGUCAAAUCAAGCUCUCUUUGCCAGGACCUGAUGGAUAAAAACACGUAUUCCGCCUUCCCAAAUGUGGCAGUGAAAUCUCAUCCUGAAUAUGCGUUACCCUUUCCCUUAGAGAUGUCUGACCUUCAGGUAUUGUGGGAAGACCUGUGUGUGGACUACAUGCCACUUCGAGUUAAGAAUUUGUGUGAGGAUCAGCAUCAACUUACUCACUGUGACUUGUCACCUGGCAAACAAUCAACUGAAUUAAAUAAGACGGAACUGCUGGAAAAAAUCAGGUGCUUUGAUGCUACAAAUAAGCAGCUGCAAGAGAAAUUGAAUGAGAUGAAUUUUGAAUUGAAGUCUGUCCAGCACACAUCUCAGAGGCAGGAUCACAAAAUCCAGAACUUGAAGGAGAUCUUGAAGAGCAAAGAGAACGAGUCCGAGGAACUCUACCAUGUAAUUGAGGGGCAGAAUGAGACAAUAGCCAAAGUACAAGACAUGCUACAUAGAAGCCAGCUUGGACAAUUACAGAUCCCAGAGGGUUCUUCCAUGUUGCAAGAAAAGCAGCAAAUAGCACUUCUUGAUUUGCAGGACACGCUUUUCUGCACCCAGCUGGAAGUACAGCAACUAAAGAGGGCUCAACAGCAAAAGGAGUGGCAGUUGGCUGAGGCCAGAAGGACCACCCAGUUUCUAGAGACCAUGUUGCAAGAAGAACAGCAGCAGAAAGAGGCAGCAUGGCAACACAAUAAGGAGUUGCGUGCUACCCUUCAGCAGUUAAAAACAGAGCUGCAGAACAAACACUGGCAAUGUUGUACUUUGGAGAUGGAAAAAUGGGCAAAGAUGCAGAGACAGGAGCAGAAAAUUAAGCAUUUGAACCACAACCUUGCUUGGAACGAACAGCUUCUACAGGAAUCUAAGGAACUCCUACAGUAUCAUCAGAAGUUGGACAAGAGCCCCACAUUUGCUGAUAAAAUGGUGCAGAAAUUGCAACAACGAAUUAAAGACAGAGAUACUGCCCUGGAGCGAGCAGUAGAUGAAAAAUUCUGUGUGCUUGAAGAUAGAGAACAAGAACGGCAGCAGCUCCAUUUGUCUGUAAAGGAGCGAGAGCGUGAUCUGGAAGGACUGCGCAGAGUCCUCUCCAGCAACCAAGCUACCAUUCAGGGCCUGGAGAGCUUAUUGAAAGCCAAGGGCUUGGAACUUGAGCAGCUGUUGGCCUCCUAUCAGAAUUUGAAGUGGCUGAAAGAAGAAAUGGAAGCAAAAUCCCACAAAUGGCAGACCGAGCAAGAGAGAAUUGUUCAGCAACUGCAGGCAGCUCUGUAUGACAGGAACAAGGAAGUGGAACUGGGGGCUGGGCAGAGGAAUAUUGUGGAAGAGCUCUGCUUCCGCCUUCAACAGAAGGAGCAGAUCAUCAAGGAAUUCCUAACGGACAAGAGCAGGCAGGCUGUAGAACAAGUGGCUGAGCUUCAGGAGUUGCUUCAAGCUGUGAGCUGCAGAGAGCAGCAGAGACAUAUAUAUUCUGCGAAGAUGGCACAAGCUCUGUUAGAAAGAAAUUGUGAGUUGCAAGUCCUGCGUCAACAGCUGAUGGGCCACAAUCUUCAACAGAAAGCAUCUGCUUCCACUGCCCAGCUAAUAAAAAAUGACGCAGCUCUUGAAGCAACGAAGCAAGAAAGCUCUGGCAAGAACACCACUACCAUGAUCUCUAAAAGAGGAGAUAUCAGAUCCAGGAUGGAGAAAGGUGUUUUGGAGACAACUGCCAGACUAGCGGAGGAACUCAAUAAUGCCAAAGAGGAACUUGAGCUGUUGACACGAAAGGAAAGAGAAAGCAGAUUGGAACUCACUGCUCUUCAGUCUGUGGUGGCCUCCCAGGAGGAGGAGCUGCAGGUCCAAGCUUCUGAUGUUGAAUCUCUUACUAGAAACAUCCAGAUCAAAGAAGAACUUAUAAAGGACUUGCAAAUGCAGCUGGUCGACCCUGAAGAAAUGCCUGCAAUUGAGCGACUUACCCAGGAAGUUUUGAUGCUUCAGGAAAAGGUAGCCAGAGUGGAAUUGCAAGGACAGGAAGCCACGGGAAACAGGAGGCUGCAGCUGUUGCUCGUUUUGGAGGGCCUGGCAACAGAGAAGGAACAGCUGAAUGAAACCCUGAAAGCAGAAAAGCAGUUCUACAGCACAUUGGUGAAGUUUCAUGCUCAUUCUGACAGCUCUCAACAAGAACAGACUCUGCACCUGCAGCUGGAGGAGGUCCAGGCACUCCGUGGACAGCUGGAAGAAGCUCUUGGAAGAAGCCUGGAGCUUCUGAGCAGGCUGGAAUCACCGGAUGGCAUUGGAGAUCUAAGUGUGGCUGAGGAUGCUGAAGAUGCCUGCACCGAGUUCACAGACAGUAUUGAGGAAGAGGCUCAAAGAGUCACUCACCAGCAGAAUAUUAAGGGAGAUGCUGAUGACAGCCUGGUGGGCUGUUCCAGUUGUCCUGCUUUAUUCUCUGUGGUGAGGGGAAACAGUCUGCAGGUGGAGCUGCUUUCUGCAAAAUCUGAGAUUCAGCAAGCUUUAGAGCAGAAAAAGAAGCUAGAAGCCGAGCUACAGGAUCUCAAGGGGCAGAUUGAGGAAGCUGGGUUCUCUUCUGUAUCUCAACUCAGGAAGGCCCUGCUGAGCCUGUGUCUAGAGAAUGCAGAGCUCAAGGAACAAGUUGGAGAAGCAAUGUUGUCAGAGGGUUGGGAGAAUGAGGACGAAAAGGAAGAUGAGGAGGACCUGAGGCUGGAAGCUAGGAAGUUACAAGAGAAGCUGCACACUUCGGAGGUUGUGAUUGGCCUCCUCAAAGAACAGUUGACUUUGAACAGCCAAGGAGGUGAAGGCACAUUCAGUAGCCAGUUCACUGCUCAGGAGAUGGAGCAGCUCCAGAUGGCUAAGCAGGGCACCCAUGAGGGGCUUCUCCAUGAUAAUCUCCCACAAUGGCACUUCCCACCACCCCAACAUGUGGAUUCCAGCUCAUCCCACAGUCCAAAAGGGAUCCAGAUGGGUGGAAGUAAAAUCGCAAAUGGCUUUUGGCAGCAGCCCCACUCAGAGUUGCCUCAGUGCAGGCAACAAUGUCACAAGCUACAGGACAAACUCUUGGUUUCAGAGGCCACCAUCCAGGCUCAGAUGGCCCAGUUGGACCAAUACCGGGCCAUGUGCAGUGAACCCAUGGUACAACAGGACAACAAGGAGAUACAAGUGGAUCUCCAGGACCUGGGCUAUGAGACCUGUGGAAGAAGUGAAAACGAGGCUGACAGGGAAGAGGCCACUAGUCCUGAAUGUGACUAUCAUGACGAGGAGAUAAGGUCUUGGAAGAAGUUGCUGGGCUCCCCUCCAAGCAGGCUGGUGAAGCAUGAGACACUCCUGGACUUCAGUCAGUGUGAUGAUGAUGCCAUUCUCCGCCAGCAUAUCCAGGCCCUCCAGGUGCAACUGCAGAGUUCCCACAAAGUCAUCCAGAACCUCCAGAGUCAUGUGUGCUCCAUAUCCACUACCAGUGACUAUGCCUCUGGGGGCGAGCACCCACUCAAGCUGAAGCAGGACUACACCGUGGGCAGCUCUCUUUCUCAGAGCAUGACAGAUGACGAUGAAGGGUGGCACUCUGACAGCUUGGGGUCCUUCGCCCCCCCUAUUCUCCAGCCCAACAAAGCCCUGGCCAGGCUCAUCCAGAGAGUGUCCCAUCUUGAGGCUCAUCUGGGUGAGGCCAAGCCAAAACUGAUAUUGCCAGAGGAGUUGAAACCUACAGCAUCAAUGGGGAAAUAUGAUUCGUUGGUCCAAGCUCAGGCCCGGGAGCUCUCCCAUCUGCGUCAGAUGAUGCGGGAGGGACAAGGGGUGUGCCGCAUGCUGAACCAACACUUCAGGGACACCAUCAAGUCCUUUGAGGAGCUCCUGCGAGGCACCGAUGUCAAUUACUUCUUGGGGCAGAACUUCCGUGAGCAGCUGGCACAAGGGAACCAGUUAGCAGGACGAUUAGCCAGGAAAAUGAACACUAGAACUGAUUUAAAUAUGGAGGACAGAUCAAAUCAUGAACUGCUUGUUCUGAGGCUGAGCAAGGAGCUCCAGGAGAAGGAACAAAUCAUCAAGACCCUCCAGGCCAAGCUUCAAGUGCACUCAGUGACCCCUUCCAGUAGCCACACUAUGUCUGAGUCACCCCGUUCUGGCAGCAGCACUUCCUUCCUCUCUGAUGGCCUGGAGAGCUGCUCUGACAUGGAUGAUGUGAAUGAGUACAUCUACCAGGAGGACCCCAGUGAAGGACAGUUCCGCAGCCUCCUAGGCAAAGAUCUUGGAAGUCAUUCUGGCAAAGCUUCUGCUCAGCUAUCUCAUCCCACCAUUGCCACUACAUCUCCUGCUGCUACUGCUGCUCCGGUAGAAUCCCUCCAAGGGAACCUUGCUUUGCCGUCUUCCCAACAUCCCUUGCAGAUUACCAGCCAAACUUCUAGAGGCUUCUGUUCUGAUUCCUUGUCCAAGCCAGCUAGUUUCCCUUUGGCUCCAUUUGACUCAGAGACCCACUUCUUCAUGCAUUUGGGGCCUCCACCUCCAGCCCUUGCUCCAGUUCUUGGCUGCUGCAGAACACCAGUCUUCUCAUUGGCCGAGGCACAGCAGGAGUUGCAGAUGCUGCAGAAGCAGCUGGGAGAAAGUGUAAAUCUCCCUGCACUGACAUCAAUAAAGCCAAGGUCACUGGCUGGCUUUCUUCCUGUAGACAGCCCUGCCAUCCCUUCCAAGCACUGCCUCCAGGCCUGCCAUCAUACUCCUCAGUUGUUGCCCCCGCAAAACUCAUCUGAAUGGAAGAUGAAAUCUGAGGGGGGCGUGGGGGAGAGCAGGACCCCCUGCUAUAUGCCUACACUCAGACAGCCUCAGGAGCAGCUUAUCUCUAGAAUCUUGCCUUCAUCUUCUCCAGCAGUGCUUUCUCACCAGAAAGUCUCAGCUACUAAUUUGCUGGAGGAGCAUCUAUCUGAGAUCCAGAUUCUCCGCCAGCGUCUAGAGGAGUCCAUCUGCACCAAUGACUGCCUGAGGGAGCAAUUGGAGACACGCUUGGCCUCAAUGGCAAAGAACAAUGGGACUCUCAAGCAGAAUGACCAGGUGCUAGUAGAUGAUGGCAACAAACAGAGGGUCCAUGUCAUAAGCCACCUCAGGGACUACAGCACUCAUAAGAAGCAGAGUCUGGAAGGCAAGAGUCUGAUCCACAAGAUGACACCUCUCCUACAGCCUUGCCUGGAACCACAAGGCAGCAAGGAGCAAUCAAUGAAGGAAGAGAUCCAGAUGCUCAGAGCCAAGUUGGCUGAGCAAGAAAAUCACCCGCAGAGUGCUAGCCAUGUCAAGAAGAGCAUGGAGAACUUCCUCCUCACUCACCUGAGAAGGACAUAUGAUGUGCUGAGGAAAGCAAGGACUAACCUGGAGGGGAUGUCCCAACAGCCUAUACUUCUCUCUGCCAUCAUGUGACCAUGUUCUUGUAUGGACCACAAAGGAACUGGAGACAGCCAAGUGCACAGAAACAAGAAGAGGAGGAAAACCACAGCAAGCUACAGAUCCCCACUCUGCCUAAGCCAGGCAUAAGAAAUUGUCUGCUUAGCACAUCAGAUUCUUCAUUGCCCAUCAAAUUCUGGCUUUCAGAAUUUGUCCUUGAACCCAACAAUUUGUUCUGGAACCUAGCCACCUUCUUGCCUAUAAACUCCUGCUGCUUUAGUGUAAAAUCCCUAUGGGGUCAGGGGUACAGCACAAAGCCACUUUCUUAACAAUAUCCAUAUAUGCUUUGGAAUAACUCUGCUGCUAGACACAAAGUUAAAAUUUGUCUGAAAAUGCUCCAGCCAUCAGUGCAAUAUUAGAAAUAAACUAGAUUAGUGCUAUACACACUGCUGUCAGAGAGAAGAUUGUUCUAAAAAUAGUAUCCUGAGAGUGGCCUCCAAAGCUGCCUGGUCUGACUCUUGAGACUGGAUGUUUGGUUGGAGCCCAGUCAGUUCUAGCAUUCUCCUGCAUGCCUAUUUAUGCUGUUUUCAAUAUAGAUCAGAGUGUACCAUGCACUUAUCAACACUAUACUUUCGUUGCUCCAGAGAAGUGUGGUCUUGACAUAGAUUCUUUGUAAAUGUGAUUGUGCUGGAUUACUGGGGAGCAGGGAGAGCAAAGCUCCCUUAGGCCCAUUCAUUGGACUCUUCACCUGCUCAUUUUCAUCUUUUGAAGUUGCCUCUAAAGCAGGCAUUCCCCUCACCCCAGCACAUAGGUUGUUUUCAGAAAUGCUCCCCCCACCUCUGCAGGACAUCCUAUAAUUGCUUAGGAGUAGGGUGGACAUCUAGAAGAUAACAACCAGUUUAUAUAUAAUGCAACUGUAACAAUUUGUGAAGAAGUUAGAAAGGCCCUCCUUGUAGCCUUUACAGCCCUAUAUGCUGUAAA
This is a messenger RNA of Elgaria multicarinata webbii, 7390 nucleotides long. RefSeq names its product phosphodiesterase 4D interacting protein (gene PDE4DIP). Gene Ontology annotation, molecular function: molecular adaptor activity. Gene Ontology annotation, cellular component: Golgi apparatus; centrosome. The record is from RefSeq and is a predicted model, not a curated record. Lineage: Eukaryota; Metazoa; Chordata; Lepidosauria; Squamata; Anguidae. The transcript is spliced from 34 exons. The coding region runs from base 116 to 6445 and encodes 2109 amino acids. Gene Ontology annotation, biological process: positive regulation of microtubule nucleation; regulation of Golgi organization; centrosome cycle.